AUGGACUACAUGAACCUGGGACUGAGGUCCCGUAAAACUGGUAUUGAUGUUAAACAAAACAUACCCAAGGAUGAAUACAGUAUGGAGAAUAUUGAUGAUUUUUUCAAAGAUGAUGAAACUAGUCUUAUCAGUAUGAGGAGAAAAAGCAGAAGAAAAUCAUCACUGUUUUUACCGUCAUCAUUAAACAACAACACCGAUAACGUAUUACCGCCAUUCCUACAGUCAUACCGACCUCAAGAAAAGGAAGCUGCUCAGAAUCCAUCCAGUAAUGACGGCUCAAGAAGAUCCUCUUUGUUAAGUCAUCAGUCCAGUUUUCAAAGCCCAGCUAAUGAAUUUGAACCCAUUCAGGAGGAUCCAGAGGAAGAAGAAAAAGGCAGCAGAAGCAAUGGGAUUGGAACGCCAAAAACCAACAAUUUAAGCAAGCCUAGUUUUAAAAGAAAAUAUUCUACCCAUUAUGACCUUGAUAUUUCGGAAGACCCCUCCGUGAGGUUGACUCCCGAUAGGAUAACUAAUAAAAACAUGUACUCAGACGUUCCUGACUUGGUUGCUGAUGAAGAUGAUGACGAUAGGGGAAACACUUCUUUAAACACAUCUGAUAAUGCGUUAUUAGAAGAUGAGUUAGAAGAUGACGGGUUUGUACCUGAAAGUGAAGAGGACAGAGACUAUAUUGGAAGUGAUUCUUCCCUGGAUUCCAGCUCGGAUUCCCCAAGUGAUGUUAAUGGUGAUGAUACUUACCAAGAAGUAGAAGAAGAGGCUCAAGUGAGUGAAAAUGAUAAUGAAGAUGACUAUAUAAAACGACAAGCGACCGAUGUGGUUCGAACAGACUCAAUAAUCGAUAGAAACGGACUGCGAAAAUCCACGAGAGUUAAAGUCGCACCUUUGCAAUAUUGGAGAAACGAGAAAAUAGUGUACAAGAGAAAAUCCAGCAAACCUGUUCUCGAUAUAGACAAAAUUGUCACAUAUGAUGAAUCGGAAGACGAAGAGGAAAUCCUGGCAGCUCAAAGAAAGAAAAGACAGAAAAAGAAACCUACACAAACUAGGCCAUACAAUUAUGUGCCUACAGGAAGACCAAGAGGUAGACCGAAGAAGAAUCCAAAUACAACAGAAAACCCCGUUCCAGAAGAUCCCAAUGAGGAGAUUAUAGAAAGGAUAGAAUCCGGAGGUAUAGAAAACGGAGAAUGGCUGAGACACGGGAUACUAGAGGCUAAUGUGAAAAUCAGUGACAAUAUUGAGGAGAUGAAGGACGAAAUCAUCGCAUUUGCACCUAACUUAUCACAAGCUGAACAAGUAAAAGAUACAAAGGAUGAGAAUUUUUCCCUUGAGAUAAUGUUUGACAAACAUAAAGAGCAUUUUGCAAGUGGGAUAUUAAAGUUGCCAGCCAUAUCUGGACAGAAAAAAUUAAGUAACUCAUUUAGAACUUAUAUCACAUUCCAUGUGAUACAAGGGAUCGUUGAAGUUACUGUAUGUAAGAAUAAAUUCUUGAGUGUCAAAGGUUCUACUUUUCAGAUACCAGCAUUCAAUGAAUAUGCCAUUGUCAAUAAGGGAAACGAUGAAGCCAGAAUGUUCUUCGUGCAGGUGACCAUUUCGCAAGACACUAAUGACGAUAAUGAUAAAGAUCUAGAAACCACUUUCGACACUUUCGGGUGA
Saccharomyces eubayanus is the source of this 1647-nucleotide messenger RNA. It is a transcript of the gene MIF2, whose product is annotated as Mif2p. NCBI's taxonomy places the organism in Eukaryota, Fungi, Ascomycota, Saccharomycetes, Saccharomycetales, Saccharomycetaceae. The transcript has a single exon. Gene Ontology annotation, biological process: attachment of mitotic spindle microtubules to kinetochore; spindle attachment to meiosis I kinetochore; kinetochore assembly. Gene Ontology annotation, cellular component: kinetochore. The coding region runs from base 1 to 1647 and encodes 548 amino acids. Gene Ontology annotation, molecular function: centromeric DNA binding. The record is from RefSeq and is a predicted model, not a curated record.